Molecule: messenger RNA, 441 nt
Organism: Helobdella robusta
Lineage: Eukaryota; Metazoa; Annelida; Clitellata; Rhynchobdellida; Glossiphoniidae
Exons: 4
Coding region: 1-441 (146 amino acids)
Source: RefSeq, a predicted model, not a curated record
AUGUAUGUAUGUAUAUAUAUUGUGAGAAUUUCUCACCUGCUCCCGCAAGUGCGUUACUGUGAACACCUAACCCGUUCUAGGCUAGACGCGUUUUGUCUUUUAUGGGACUCAUCAGUAGUGUAUGGGACUCAUCAGUUCACUGGUAUAAUUGUUUUCAACACGACACCAAAAGCGUCGUGCCUGCCGUUUGAGGAAUGCCUCUUCAGCCUGUCUCUUGGACAGAUUGUGUCCCCAGCAGGCCUAAGUGGUCAAAGAGUGCCAAGAAUCCCUGGGAAGUAUGCAAUAGCGGAGGGAUGUUGCAGAAAAAUUCAGAAUGGCCCCUCUAUGGUACUUAGACUUGGAACGCUCAAUGUUGGAUCACUGACUGGCCGCAGCACGGAAAUCGCAGAAGUGCUCGAGCGUAGAAAGAUUGACAUCUACUGCCUUCAGGAAACCCAAUGA